AUGCGUCGUGAGCCGCGCAUGGACGACAACCUGAGCCUCCUGCAAUCACCCCCGCCGAGCGUCAGCAAAACACGCGGCGACAAUCUGGUGAAUCACGGGUACACCGAGACGGAGGCCAACGUCAUGACUGUGGUGGCGUGCGACAACAUGUUGGAGGAGUCCGCGGCGCUCCCAGGGCACCACUCUCUGGACCGAUACGAACCGGACCACGAGUGCUGCGAGAGGGUGGUCAUCAACAUAUCCGGCUUGCGCUUCGAGACACAGCUCAAGACUCUGGCGCAGUUCCCGGAGACCCUCUUGGGGGACCCCAAGAAGAGGAUGAGGUACUUCGAUCCUCUCAGGAACGAGUACUUCUUCGAUCGGAACCGACCCAGUUUUGAUGCCAUUCUGUAUUACUACCAGUCAGGAGGACGCAUCAGGAGACCCGUCAACGUCCCCAUCGACAUCUUCUCGGAGGAGAUUCGCUUCUACGAGCUGGGCGAGGAGGCCAUGGAGAAGUUCCGGGAGGACGAGGGCUUCAUCAAGGAGGAGGAGCGGCCCCUGCCCGACAACGAGUUCCAGCGGCAGGUGUGGUUGCUUUUCGAGUACCCGGAGAGCUCGGGCCCGGCUCGGGGCAUCGCCAUUGUCUCUGUCCUGGUCAUCCUGAUCUCCAUCGUCAUCUUCUGCUUGGAGACGCUGCCAGAAUUCCGGGACGAGAACCGGGACGCAAUCCCCGUAGCGCCCGCGAUUAACGGCACCUUCCCCUACUUGGUCAGCCCCUUCUCAGACCCUUUCUUCGUGGUGGAGACCUUGUGCAUCAUCUGGUUCUCCUUCGAGCUUUUGGUGCGCUUCUUCGCAUGUCCCAGCAAAGCCACGUUCUCCAAGAACAUCAUGAACAUUAUCGACAUCGUGGCCAUCAUCCCUUACUUCAUCACCCUGGGGACGGAGCUGGCGGAGCGGCAAGGGAACGGCCAGCAGGCCAUGUCCUUGGCCAUCCUGCGCGUCAUCCGCCUGGUGCGCGUCUUCCGCAUUUUCAAACUCUCGCGCCACUCCAAAGGCUUGCAGAUUUUGGGUCAGACCCUCAAGGCCAGCAUGCGAGAACUGGGCCUCCUCAUCUUCUUCCUCUUCAUCGGCGUCAUCCUCUUCUCCAGCGCCGUGUAUUUCGCCGAGGCGGAUGACCCGGACUCGGGAUUCAACAGUAUCCCAGACGCCUUCUGGUGGGCCGUGGUCACCAUGACCACCGUGGGCUACGGGGACAUGCACCCGGUCACAAUCGGGGGCAAGAUCGUGGGCUCUCUGUGCGCCAUUGCCGGCGUGCUGACCAUCGCGCUCCCCGUGCCAGUCAUCGUGUCCAAUUUCAACUAUUUCUACCACAGGGAGACCGAGGGCGAGGAACAGGCCCAGUACCUGCAUGUGGGAAGCUGCCAGCCACUAGCAGAGCCCGAGGAGCUGAGGAAGACGCGCUCCUCUUCAUCGCUCAGCAAGAGCGAGUACAUGGUGAUGGAGGAGCACGCCAUAAACAGCGCCUUCAAGCAGCAGCCCAACUUUCCCACCAGCGCCCAGAACAACUCCCAGAACUGCAUCAACAUCAACAAGAAGAUCUUCACCGACGUGUAG
This is a messenger RNA of Syngnathoides biaculeatus (alligator pipefish), 1596 nucleotides long. Its product is annotated as potassium voltage-gated channel subfamily A member 3. The record is from RefSeq and is a predicted model, not a curated record. Gene Ontology annotation, biological process: protein homooligomerization; potassium ion transmembrane transport. NCBI's taxonomy places the organism in Eukaryota, Metazoa, Chordata, Actinopteri, Syngnathiformes, Syngnathidae. The transcript has a single exon. Gene Ontology annotation, molecular function: protein binding; delayed rectifier potassium channel activity. The coding region runs from base 1 to 1596 and encodes 531 amino acids. Gene Ontology annotation, cellular component: voltage-gated potassium channel complex; membrane.